AUGGAGACGCGGGCUGUUGGACAAUCCCAGAGGGAAAACUGCUUCAGCGGCAGCGGGCCCCACCCGGCGCGCACUUCAAAUUCAGAAGACUCCCCUACAAUCCCAUCUCCUUCGUUGUCAUCAAUAAUCAAGGGUGAAACCCACCAGCAAAUGUGGUGGAAGGAGGGCACACAGAAAGGCCUGAGAACAACAGCAGCAUUUGAAGGAGCAGAGAUAGUGGACGGAUGUUUUUCGGAAUUCGGGAAGGCAAGAAGUGUAAGAGGAAGAAAAGCUAACCAGGAAAUGGCAGCAGUCAAAACGAUGGUAAGAUUCAGAACCAAGAAUGUUUUUGAAAAGGGAGCUGUUACAUAUGAAAAUCCUAAGGUGAAACGAAGAAAGCAACCAAAGAUUGGAGUAAUUUCGUUCACUUCGGUCAAGGCAAGGAAUAUUUAG
Molecule: messenger RNA, 432 nt
Organism: Paracoccidioides lutzii Pb01
Exons: 3
Coding region: 1-432 (143 amino acids)
Source: RefSeq, a predicted model, not a curated record